Molecule: messenger RNA, 3384 nt
Organism: Glossina fuscipes
Lineage: Eukaryota; Metazoa; Arthropoda; Insecta; Diptera; Glossinidae
Gene: iav
Exons: 9
Coding region: 1-3384 (1127 amino acids)
Biological process (GO): calcium ion import across plasma membrane
Cellular component (GO): membrane
Molecular function (GO): calcium channel activity; protein binding
Source: RefSeq, a predicted model, not a curated record
AUGAAAUUCUUUCUAAAGAAAUGUCUACGCAAAAGACCUCAGGAAAUGAAACCUGGGGCUAUACUCGAUGCCGUCAUUUCUCAAUCAUCGGCCACUACAAAUAAAUGUCUACUGUACAAAUUGGCGGAUUUUAAACGAGGAGGCGAUCUCAUUGAUGCCAUCAAUACGGGUGGUCUUGUUGCUGUAGAGCAAUUGAUACGCGAUCAAUUUGCGGUUUUUAUGUAUAAUGACGGAAAAGGUCAAGUAAUCAAUCGGGCAGAGUUUUUACGCUGGAAAUAUCGCGAUCAUACUGAAGUCACUAUACCCAUUGAGGCCUCACUUUCUAUACACGAUCCUUUGGGUAAAUGGCAGGAUCACAGUGCCUGUUGGCAAAUGCAAUAUCGUGGUGCUUUAGGUGAAAGUUUGUUGCAUGUGCUAAUCAUAUGUGAUAGUAAAGUGCAUACAAAAUUGGCUCGCAUUUUGCUAAGAGUAUUUCCACGCUUGGCUUUGGAUGUAAUGGAGGGAGAAGAGUAUUUGGGUGCUAGUGCUCUACAUUUAGCUAUUGCUUAUAGUAACAACGAAUUGGUUGCCGAUCUAAUAGAGGCAGGAGCGGAUAUAAAUCAAAGGGCUGUGGGUAGCUUUUUUUUGCCAAGGGAUCAACAGCGCUCUAAUCCGGCCAAAUCUACCGAUUACGAAGGUCUUGCUUACAUGGGCGAAUAUCCCUUGGCUUGGGCAGCUUGUUGUGCUAAUGAAAGUGUCUACAAUUUGAUUAUAGAUCAUGGCGCUGAUCCUGAUGCUCAAGAUUCAUUCGGAAAUAUGAUCUUGCAUAUGGUAGUAGUAUGCGACAAAUUGGAUAUGUUCGGUUACGCUUUACGUCAUCCGAAGACUCCCGCAAAAAACGGCAUCGCUAAUCAUGGUGGAUUGACACCGUUAACUCUGGCUUGUAAACUAGGGCGAGCCGAAGUAUUUCGCGAAAUGUUAGAGUUGUCAGCUCGUGAAUUUUGGCGUUACAGCAACAUAACUUGCUCUGGUUAUCCGUUAAAUGCUUUGGAUACUUUACUGCCAGACGGACGCACAAAUUGGAAUUCGGCUUUGUUUAUUAUAUUGAAUGGAACAAAAGAAGAACAUUUAGAUAUGCUGGACGGUGGAAUUAUUCAACGUUUGCUUGAGGAAAAAUGGAAAACAUUUGCCCAAAAUCAAUUUCUUAAACGCCUUCUAAUUCUUAUGGUGCAUCUGCUUUGCCUCUCGGUAUCUGUAUACUUAAGGCCGAUGCAUGAUACAGAUGACGACGACGACGACGACGACGGCGACGACGAUAACGAAGAUAGCGAUUAUAAAACUAAAGGGGGAGAAGUUAGAAAGCUAAAUCAGGAGGCAGAAGAUUAUGAUGUCCAAACUAUAGCUCGUUAUUGUGCUGAGUUGGCAACGAUUGCAGGUGUUCUAAGUUUUCUAAUUUUUCAGCAGGGAGAUGAAAUCAAAAAUCAAGGAUUAUCAGCAUUUCUUAAACAGUUGUCUCACGCUCCCGCGAAAGCUAUAUUUUUAGUAUCGAAUAUAUUGAUUUUAUCCUGCAUACCAUUUCGUUUAAUGGGCGACACCGAUACUGAGGAGGCCAUAUUGAUAUUUGCUGUGCCGGGGAGUUGGUUUUUGUUAAUGUUUUUCGCAGGUGCCAUUCGCCUAACCGGGCCAUUCGUGACUAUGAUUUAUUCGAUGAUAACUGGUGAUAUGUUUACGUUUGGCAUUAUCUACUCGAUUGUUUUGUGCGGAUUUUCGCAAGCAUUCUAUUUUCUGUAUAAAGGACAUCCGCAGUUGCAAUCUACAAUGUUUAAUACAUUUUCCAGCACAUGGAUGGCCUUGUUUCAGACCACUUUGGGCGAUUAUAAUUAUCCAGAUCUGAAUCAGACCACUUACCCGAAUUUAUCUAAAACAGUUUUCGUAAUGUUUAUGAUUUUUGUACCCAUUCUACUCUUGAAUAUGUUGAUUGCUAUGAUGGGCAACACGUACGCGCACGUUAUUGAACAAUCGGAAAAGGAAUGGAUGAAGCAAUGGGCAAAAAUCGUUGUAACUCUCGAGAGAGCUGUACCGCAAGCAGACGCGAAGAAUUAUUUAGAAGCUUACUCUAUACCGUUAGGUCCUUCAGAUGAUUCAGGUUUUGAGGUGCGAGGAGUAAUGGUUAUCAAGAGUAAAAGUAAGACAAGGGCUAAGCAAAGAAAGGGCGCCGUUUGUAAUUGGAAACGAGUCGGUCGUGUAACAUUGAACGCUUUGAAGAAACGCGGCAUGACGGGAGAAGAAAUGCGACGUCUUAUGUGGGGAAGAGCUUCUAUAUCUAGUCCCGUUAAGAUUACCAAAAAAAAAUUGAAGGAUCCAUAUAACUUGCAUCCCGAAUUGGCCAUCCAAGCAAAUAUUACAAAUGCCAUGGAUAUGUUAAACUUUGCAGCCGAACUUUCCCCUGGUGUUUCAACUUGUUCGAAGACGGCAACUGUUCCGAAAGAUGACAUUAUAUCACCAACUGAUCCAAUAAGAGACUUGAUAAUAAUGUCUGAAGAAAAACCUGAAACUCAGGAUCCCCAGUUUUAUGCUGGUCUUAUACAACUGGCCAAUAAAGCCUUUGAGUUGGUGGAACAUACCAUGAAAUCGCAGUCCGUAGAAAUGCAAAGCGCAAUAACGACAUUACAGGCCAACAAUCAAAACGACGUAAAUAUAAUGCAAUGUGAUGAGAUUUUCAUGCAGGAAGAGGAUAUGGGUACAGAAAUCGGUUGUAACGUGGGCCUGUCAUUGCCUGGCAAUUUGACAAACUUGUUUCAAGAUCCAAAAGAUAUUGUAGACCCUGAGAAGCUUGAACAAUUCUUAAAAAUGGUAGCGGAGGUAGAAACUGAAGAAAGCGAUGGAGGCGGACCUAUAUUGGGAAAAUUGUCACUGGCUCGUAGAACUCGUAUGGCUUUAUUUAAAGCUACAAUACCUGAAAAUAAUUUGGAAAGCAGCCCAGAAAAUUUAAUCACAUCAGUCUGGGAUCACAAUUUCGAUUUCCAAGAGGCAAUAGCCAUUGAACAUGUGCUCACGGUGGAACAAGAGCCUGACGUUGAAACCGAAGAUGGUAAUGAGCAAACGGGCGCAAGCAGCGAUGAUAAACCCACAGCUGAAGAGAUUCAUGCCACCAUCAAACAAUUUCAUUUACGUAAGCGACAAUAUCAACAGGACGAUGCAGCUCGCCGCGCCAAAAGUGCUAGAGUAAGACGAAAGAAUCGAGUUUCCCCGGAGUAUUGUGCUGAUGAAAUGGAUUAUAGUCGGGGCCGUUCAGCGCCAUUAAAAUUGAAACGAGGUGAAGAGAAGGUAUCUCCGCCCGAUCCUUUGGAGCCAUGGAGUACACGUGAAUUGCAAAAUAUAAAUAAAAUAUUAGGUGCAAAAUAA